UGGGCUACCACCUAAGAUUAGAGAGCAUACACCUUCAAAUACUCGAUCUUUACCCCCUUCCUCAUCACCAUAACUAAAUUCGCUCCGAUUAAACAGCUUUUGUUGAAUCUUGUUCCCUCGUGAAAUAGAAAACAGCCCUCCAAGACACCCGCCAUCCCACGCGCCAACAAUGGCAGGCCCACCGACACUCCCGAUGUCCAACUCCCAAACGACCGUCGGCGCCCAGUCGCAGCCUCCCAUCGCCACGCCGGCCUUCCGCGCGUUCAUCUCGCGCUUAUCCUCCUCCGUGCGCCACGGCUUCUCGCAGCGCCGCCCCUGGUACGAGCUCGUGGACCGGAGCGCCUUGGCCCGACCCGACUCCCUCACCGAGGCCUACUCCCGGAUCCGCAAGAAUUUCACCUACUUCCGCGUCAACUACGUGUCCCUACUCACCCUCGUACUCGCCCUCUCUCUCCUCACCCAUCCUUUCUCUCUCGUCGUCCUGCUCUCCCUCCUCGGCGCGUGGGCUUUCCUCUACCUGUUUCGAGCGUCCGAUCAGCCCCUGGUCAUCCUCGGCCGUACUUUCUCCGACGCCGAAACAUUAAUCGGACUCGUCGUGCUGACCGUGGUCGUCGUCUUCAUGUCCAGCGUCGGCUCGCUCCUGAUCUCAGCUUUGUUGAUCGGAUUCGCCAUUGUUUGCGCGCACGGGGCGUUCAGGGUUCCAGAGGACCUGUUCCUCGACGAGCAGGAGCCCGCCAACGCCGGAUUUCUCUCGUUCCUCGGCGGCGCCACCUCGUCCGCCGCUGCCUCCGUAGCCGGACGUGUCUAAUUGGAUCUCGUGUCAAGCACUCGUCGGAUUGAUCGCUGUAAAGGUUGGUGAGGCCAAACCCUUUGUGUACUGAUCUGUGCAAUUGAUAUUCUUGUAGGGUUAAAGAAACUUCAUUUGAUUGCGGAAUUUUGGAGCGGAAAUUGUAGGGUUUUAUGUAGAUUUGAUCUGAAAUUUGUAUUUCUGUUUUAUUUAUUUAGUCAAAUUUUGAUGAUGAUGAAUUUAGUUAUUAAUUCAUUUCAUUAUUCUGAUUA
Malus domestica (apple) is the source of this 1059-nucleotide messenger RNA. RefSeq names its product PRA1 family protein B1-like. The record is from RefSeq and is a predicted model, not a curated record. Gene Ontology annotation, biological process: vesicle-mediated transport. Lineage: Eukaryota; Viridiplantae; Streptophyta; Magnoliopsida; Rosales; Rosaceae. Gene Ontology annotation, cellular component: Golgi apparatus; endoplasmic reticulum.